Messenger RNA from Cryptomeria japonica (Japanese cedar), 1412 nucleotides. RefSeq lists its product as uncharacterized. Lineage: Eukaryota; Viridiplantae; Streptophyta; Pinopsida; Cupressales; Cupressaceae. The transcript is spliced from 4 exons. The coding region runs from base 275 to 1159 and encodes 294 amino acids. The record is from RefSeq and is a predicted model, not a curated record.
UCUUAGAAAUGCCUUUGACAAUCAAGAGAGUAUUAGCUUAAAUUUUCAAACUUACUGAGAAGUCCUGAUAAUGAUUACCUAGCUACAUGUCUAUAAAAUCGGCCGUUUGUUUGUAAUCCUAAUCGCUUCAUUCCAAUAAUUUAAAAAAAUCGGAGAUCCCUUGGAUUUCAUUGAACCAUAAACGCGGUGUCAUUUUAUGCUCUUCACAAUUUCACUGGAUAAGUGCAGUAAGUUGAAGCUGUGAAAUCAUCUGUGUUUAGUGCGAUCGGAAGCCAUGGGGGGAGGGGCCGUUCUCCGUAGUAUCAGCAGAGUAAUUGGUGGGGGAGGCACUGCAAGUGGGCGUGCUGUAGUUGGGACGGCCCUUCACUCCCCUGCACAGAAAAUGAGGAUUUCUUCCUCACAUACAAUGGUUGAUGACUGGGAAUUUGCAGGAGAGGAGGAACAAUUUCAGGCCCCCCCACAAGCCGUCCUGGAUGACCAUCGCCAUGUUCGUGAUCGUCUCAUCUUCGGGUCUGUGCCGACUCAACAAGAAGUGCUGGAAGCCACGUCAGAUUUGCAGGAUGCCAUUAAACAGACUAUAACUCCUGUUUCCAGCACGUUUGGUCAUGAAAAGCUGUCGUCAUCAUUCCCGUCAGUGCAUGAUGAGGUUGACUGUGUUGAAGUUUCAGGCAUCCCAGAAACUGAGGGUGAAUCCUAUGAGAAUUCUGUUGUUGGAUGUGGGCCAGAUUUGGAUCAAGACAAAGUGGUGCAAAAAUAUGUGCAUUCUAAUGUUCUUGAUGCAUUCCAUUUGCUUCAGAGCAAUCCUGCUAUCCAGGGGAUGGUUGUCUCACUAGCCUCGGAUAAAGCUAUCUGGGAUGCUUUUCUAAGUAAUCCAAAGGUUCAAGAAUUCAGGCAAUCACUCGUAGAAGCAGGUGAAUCAGAGCUAGUAGACAGAAAUGAAGAUGCAGACAAGAAGUCACCUCUUAUUGAAGCUAUGGAGAAUAUGAAACUGAGGGUGAUUCAGUACAUGGAGAAAAUAAAAGAACUCUGUAACCAGCUUUUUGGAUACGUUGACAAUAAGUUUUUGGAGAAGGAUGCAGAUUUUGUGGAAAAGGCUUUAGAGGCCUCCUUGAUGCUUUGCUUUACUGUUCUCUUGAUAGUCCUAGUCAAACGGGCAUAAGUUGUGUAAAUAUUACCAUGUAGAUUUAUUUGACGACAUGAAGACAGUAACAGACAGAAUGUAAUAACUUUAAAAUCGUAAAACCCUUUAUUCUAAACUAGUUUCCUUUUAUUUAGAAGAUUAGUAUAUCACAGCUAUCAGAACAUGUCCCAUAUAAGCAUACCCGUACUUCAGCUGUUCCUUAUGUAUAUUACUAUAUAAUUAUCAAUAUAAGUAAAUCUGGAUUACAAUGAAUGUAAUUCUUUUUGAAUCA